UCUCUGUUUUGGGGACAUGAGGAGAGUUACCUCGGAUAUUAACUCUAAUUCUACUACUACUAAACAAUACUUUCACCAUCUUGGAAAAAGUUGAAAAAAGCUUCUGGGAUCAGAGCAUUUUUCCUCUGUUGCAGUUCCACUCAGGUUGUGUAGAAGCCAGAAAAAAAGGAGUUGUCAUCAUGGUGCUAAUGAUACUACCAUUAUUUGGAUCGGUGUCGGUGUCUGAGAGUUUGGUUGCCAUGACAACAGUUUGUCUGGUCUACCUGAUCCUCAAGUUUUUCCGCACUGAGAUUCCUGAGGGGCUUCGUCAGCUGCCUGGACCAAAGCCCCUGCCAAUCAUUGGGAAUGUGCUAGAGGUUGGGAGCAAGCCUUACCUGAGCCUCACCGCCAUGAGCAAGCGAUACGGCGACGUCUUCCAGAUCCAGAUCGGUAUGCGUCCCGUGAUUGUGUUGAGCGGCCAUGAAACACUUCGACAGGCUCUCAUCAAGCAAGGGGAAGAGUUUGCGGGCAGACCUGAUCUAUACAGCUUCAAGUUCAUCAAUGACGGCAAGAGUUUGGCCUUCAGUACCGACCAGGCCGGCGUCUGGCGUGCCCGUAGGAAGCUGGCCUACAGUGCCCUGCGAUCCUUCUCCACCCUGGAGGGCACGACCCCAGAGUACUCCUGCAUGCUGGAGGAACACAUCUGCAAAGAGGGAGAGUAUCUGAUCAAACAGCUCAACACAGUCAUGAAGGCCGAUGGCAGCUUUGACCCCUUCCGCCACAUUGUUGUCUCCGUGGCCAAUGUGAUCUGCGGGAUGUGCUUUGGCCGACGCUACAACCACAAUGACCAGGAGCUGGUGAGCUUGGUGAACCUCAGCGACGAAUUUGGCCAGGUGGUGGGGAGCGGGAACCCUGCAGAUUUCAUCCCUGCUCUUCGAUUCCUGCCCAGUGGAUCAAUGAAGAAGUUUCUGAACAUCAACGACCGCUUCAACGCCUUUGUACAAAAGAUCGUCAGCGAGCACUACACCACCUACGACAAGGACAACAUUCGUGACAUCACCGACUCCCUCAUUGAUCACUGUGAGGACAGGAAGCUGGACGAGAACAGCAAUGUCCAGAUGUCUGAUGAGAAGAUUGUUGGAAUUGUCAAUGACCUGUUUGGAGCUGGUUUUGACACCAUCUCCACUGCUCUUUCGUGGUCAGUGAUGUACUUGGUUGCUUACCCAGAGAUACAGGAGAGGCUUUAUCAAGAACUGACGGACAAAGUGGGUCUGGAUCGCACUCCUCUCCUCUCUGAUAGAACAAACCUACCCUUUCUGGAGGCCUUCAUCUUGGAGAUCUUCCGUCACUCUUCAUUCCUGCCAUUCACUAUCCCUCACUGCACAUCAAAAAACACAUCGCUAAAUGGUUACUUCAUUCCCAAAGACACCUGUGUCUUCGUCAAUCAGUGGCAGGUCAACCAUGAUCCUGAGCUGUGGAAAGAUCCGAAUUCUUUCAACCCAGAUCGCUUCCUGAGCGCUGAUGGAUCAGAGGUCAACAAGCUAGAGGGAGAGAAGGUGAUGGUUUUUGGCAUGGGAAAGCGACGCUGCAUCGGCGAGGUCAUUGCACGAAAUGAAGUCUACCUCUUCUUGGCAAUCAUUGUCCAGAAGCUGAACUUCCACGCGGUGCCUGGAGAGCCGCUGGACAUGACCCCAGAAUACGGUCUUACAAUGAAGCACAAACGCUGUCAACUGAGAGCCACAAUGCGAGCGAGAGAUGAGCAGUAAAACUAUUUAUAAUGUACAAUGUCUGACACAAUAGUUGGUAUAAGUUGACUCUGACACUGUAUGGGUGUCAGUGAAAGAAGCAUCUUUCUCAGAAUGUAAGCGGCACUGGAUGCCGGAUUUGAUCUACAGAGCUAAAGGCAAUGAAGCAAAUAAGUGAGUUGAGCUUUUUUCAGAUUGUCAGAGAUAUCUGUGUGUGCGCGAACAUACUUCUAUCAUGUUUUUGGUUGUCUAAGAGAUAUUCCUGCACAUGGUUGGCGCUUCUCAUUGAAGUAUAAGGGGAUACCUGGUUCUCCUGUGUUGUGUAGUAAACUUAACUGCUCCCAAGAAGUUGUAACAUACAGACUUUGUUCAACUGUGGGAUACACAGUAUAAUUUACAGGAUAGGCAUUACUUUUUAGGCCACUGCAACCUAAAUUGUUUUCUUCUGUGACACAGGACUCUGAACUGAACAGAUAUUAUGUUAUGAUAUUAUUUACACUUGUUUGUAAGCUAAUUAUUUCUGAUUCUGUUAUAAUGUGGAUGUAAGACACUGAAGCUAUAUUUGUAUCCCAAAAUGUGAUGUUGUGUGUAUAUCAAGUGCUUUGUAUUUUUUUAAAGCAAUUUUUUAUGUGCCUAGCGUUUGUAUAUGUUUGAGGUGAAAUUGUUUUUCUUUGCAUUUAUAUGAAAUAUCAGGACACCAAAAGUAAUUUUUUGGUGAAUACAAUAUAAAAUUUUGUAUUUUUUCCUAAUGUAUCAGUGCUUGAAUAACAUGAAAGGGCAUGUGAUCAGAGCAUCCUUAAUCAGCCACACAAAUAAAAUAUGUUGGAAUGAU
Centropristis striata (black sea bass) is the source of this 2556-nucleotide messenger RNA. It is a transcript of the gene cyp1a, whose product is annotated as cytochrome P450 1A1. Gene Ontology annotation, biological process: hormone biosynthetic process; progesterone metabolic process. Lineage: Eukaryota; Metazoa; Chordata; Actinopteri; Perciformes; Serranidae. The transcript has 7 exons. The record is from RefSeq and is a predicted model, not a curated record. Gene Ontology annotation, molecular function: heme binding; steroid 17-alpha-monooxygenase activity; oxidoreductase activity, acting on paired donors, with incorporation or reduction of molecular oxygen, reduced flavin or flavoprotein as one donor, and incorporation of one atom of oxygen. The coding region runs from base 180 to 1745 and encodes 521 amino acids.